UGUGCAGCAGCGAGGCCAUGGCCGGGAUCGGGAGCGCAGCGCGGAGGCUGCUCCAGCCCUGCAGCCGGCGGGGCAGCGCGGAGGUACCACAAAAGCAUCUGGCCCCUCUGGGGAAAGAGAGAGAAGCAACCGAGGAGGAGCGGCAAAGCAAAGAGCUGCUGAAACAGACGGCAGCCGAGAGGCAGAAGAUCGUCUGGGAGUGGCAGGAGCUGCGAGGGUUUCUGGAGGAGCAGAAGCAGCGGCUGCUGUCCCGGCUGGAAGAGCUAGAGAGAGCCAUUGUCCAGAGACGAGAUGAGGGCAUCUGCAGCCUGUCCUGGGAGAUUUCCCUGCUCAGUGAGAGGGGAGGAGAGAAGGGGCAGCAGCCGCUGAGCCAACCCCUGCAGGAUGCUGGGAGCACUGGAGGCAGCUGGGAGGACAGGAUGUUUCAGAAGCCAGAGUCAUCAUUUGCGGAGCUGGAGAAGAGACUCAGCGAUUUCUCUCUGAAAAGUGCCAUGCUGCAGGAGGUGCUGCUGGGAUUCAAAGAGAUGCUGCGACGGGGGCUGGGGAGCAACACAGCCAUCCCGAUGAUGAUUAAUUUCUGGGAAACAUCCUCAGCAGAAUUAUUUGAAGGUGUAGCAUUGGAGAGUAAAGGCACAGAGGCAGUGGCUUGUGGGAAACAGGGCGGCACAGUAACACCCACCUUUGGCUCCAGAUUGUCCCAGCCUCCCACGGGACAGGGAAGGGAACUGGCUGUAGUGGAGCUAGUCCAGGGGCCGGUGCCCUUCGAGGAGGUGGCUGUGUAUUUCACCAGGGAAGAGUGGGCUCUGCUGGACCCCCGUCAAAGAGCCCUCUACAGAGACGUCAUGCAGGAGAACUAUGAGAUUGUGACCUCGCUGGCAGGUGACACAAUGGUAUGUGAGAAAGAGGAGCAGAAUUCUCAACAGGAAAAUGUUGAGCAAGUGGAUAAACACAGAGAAUUAUCACAAAGAUCGGAAAGGAAUGUGUCCAGGAGUCAUGAGCAGGGAAACCCCUGUGAGAUUCAGCACAGACCAGAAAGAGAGUGCGGAAACCAGCCAGGAGAGAAAGUGGGUAAAUAUAUUUCCUGUUGGGGAACUCAGAAGGACAUCAAGGGAACCACAACACAGCAGGAAAUCCUCAUGGGAAAGAGAAAAAAUACAUGCACUGAUGGGAAAAACGUAUGUGACUCCUCAGCCCAUAUAAAGCAUCAGAGAAUCCACACAGGUGAGAAACCCUAUGAAUGCAGUGAGUGUGGGAAAACCUUCAAGCGCAGCUCGCAUCUUAUUACCCAUGAGAGAAUCCACACAGGGGAGAGGCCCUACAAAUGCAGCGAGUGCGGGAAAACCUUCAAUUACAGCUCAAACCUUAUUAAUCAUCAGAGAAUCCAUACUGGGGAGAGGCCCUAUGAAUGCAGUGAGUGUGGGAAAAACUUUACUCAAAGAUCAGGCCUUUCUGAACAUCAGAGACUCCACACAGGGGAGAAGUCCUAUGAAUGCAGUGAGUGUGGGAAAAACUUUACUCAAAGAUCAGGCCUUUCUCAACAUCAGAGAAUCCACACAGGGGAGAAGCCCUAUGAAUGCCUUGAGUGUGGAAAAUGCUUCAUUAACAGCUCAGAUCUUUCUAGGCAUCAGAAAAUCCAUACAGGUGAGAGGCCCUAUAAAUGCAAUGAGUGUGGAAAAUGCUUCACUAACAGCUCAGCCCUUUCUGAACAUCAGAGAAUCCACACAAGGGAGAGGCCCUAUGAAUGCUGUGAAUGUGGGAAAACCUUCAAUCGCAGCUCAAACCUUAUUACUCAUCAGAGAAUUCAUACAGGGGAGAGGCCCUAUAAAUGCAAUGAGUGUGGCAAAUGCUUCACUAGCAGCUCAGCCCUUUCUAAACAUCAGAAAAUCCACACAAGGAAGAGGCCUUAUGAAUGCGGUGAAUGUGGCAAUACCUUCUCUUGGCACUCAGCCCAUGUUAGCAAUCAGAGAAUCUGCAAGGGAGAUAAACACCAUAAAAACCUCUAAGGCUAUCAAUACUUUUUUUCUUUAAUAUUUUUUCCUGAUUCACACGGAGUCCCUGGGCAAUGGUCUGGAACUGCUCCCCACAAAGCCAGUCAGGACUUUGGGGAGCCUCCACUCCCUUGGAGCAGACUAUUUUCAGGGCUAGAAGCUCACACAUCUUCAGCUCCUGGAUCUCUCUUUAGAGCAUUCGGCAUCCUCUCCCCCUCCGUGCACUUCCCACAGUGAGACCGCCCCAGCGGGGUCCUGGGGAAGCCACAGGGUCCUGCACCCCCACUUUGCAGACAGACGUGACUCAGCCAGCCAGUAAAACAGAGGUUUAUUUGAUGACAGGAACACAGUCUAAAACAGAGCUUGAAGGUACAGCGAACGGGACCCCUCAGCUGGGUACAUUCUGGGGGUCAGUGAGCCAGACCCCCACAUCUGCACUUCAGUCCUUGUCCCCAGCCUGCUCCAGACUGAAAACCCCCUCCAGCCCCUCCUCUUCUGCUCAGCUCCUUUCCCGGGCUAGGAGGUCACCUGACCUCUUUGUCUCCAACACCUUCAAUUGGCACCUUUGCAGAGAAGGGGCCCAGGCCAUCAGUUGCUAGGAGACAGAGUGUCAGGCAUUUAGGUGCACUGGCCCUUUGCUCUGCUAGAUACUUAAGAACUGCAUAGGGGACACUGAGGCACCAACACAGUAUUCAGAGGAAACAAGAACAUUCCUAGUUCGUCACACCCACGUAGUAACUUUUAAAGCUCCUUCAACUGUUUGCAGCACCGUUAUCCCUCAGCUUGUCUAGAGGAGUGGCCCAUUUUUUUCCUUUUGAUGUUCGCCCUGAUUUGAGGUUUACCCAUUGAUCCUUUCUAUCAGCACAAUUGUCCCAUGAGUAAUUUGAAUCCCAGGAAAUGGAGCAUCACAUUUAUACCAUUCCUCCUAUUGCAAAGUUAUUGUUAGAGCACAGUGACACAGAUUGUAUCAUUGCCAGUUGUCCUCAUGUUGCUCUGGGUUUUGCUGAAGAGCAGUUAUAUUGGGCACUUUUCAGAUUAUAGUUAAAUAAAGAGGAACGGGACAGGAAAAAAAGUGUUAUUUCAGUCUCUGUGACACUGGAAGGAUACGAGGUGACUCAGCAAUUCCCUCCUUCUCCAUCACUGCAGAACUGUUACGUUUUGUCUGUGCCAUACAGAGUUUAUUUUCAUUCUAUCUGUGAAAGCAUGUAAAGAAUCCAAGCGCUGGAGGACAGGGUUUGGGUCCAGAGUGACCUAGACAAAUUGGAGGAUUGGGCCAAAAGAAAUCUGAGGAGGUUCAACAAGGAGAAGUGCAGAGUCUUGUACAUAGGAUAGAAGAAUCCCAUGCACUGCCACAGACUGGGGACUGACUGAGUGAGGUGGGGUUGAUAGCAGCCUUCAACUACCUGAAAGAGCAGCAUUGUGGGCUUUUUCCUUGCCACUUUUGCUGGGCUGGGCAGGCAGCCUGGAGGCCUUUCUAGAAGAGCAUUGGGAACUGAGUUAGGAAAACCAAUGUGAAAACCAGAACCUCAGGUUUAGACUCAUUUAUUUAUAAUAUUAAAUCUUGGAUUCUAGUGUCACAAUCAAUACAGUUACUUCAGCCUGAUAGUUUCCCAAAGGGAAAAAUUAACUUCUCUCCAAAGGGAGUGGAGGGAAAGCACUUUUCAGAAUCAGAGAGACAAGGCGGGUGAGAGUAAGAGUUUGUAGAGGACCAACCUCUGUUGGUGAAAGAGACAAGCUUUGGAGCUAACCCUGCACACUUCUUCAGUUCUGUGUAGCCUGAAAGGUCGUCUCAUCCACAAACAGCAGUUAGAAUGUAAGAACGGCCACACUGAGUAAGACCAGUUUAUCUAGCCCACUGUCCAGUCUUCCGAAAGUGACCUAUGCCAGGUGCCCCAAAGGACCCCUGGGACCAAUAUGGAUACAACAACACUGCAAACAAGGUUCAAAGGCAAUGCAUGAUUGAAGUGGAGCUUCAGUUCCCCUCUCCUAGGGGUGGGGCUAGGGCCAGUUCCCAAUGAGAUCUGUUUUCACCUUUGCCCCCUUUCAGUCACUCUGGGAUCCUAACUCUGCUCCCAGCUGUCAGGCAGCUUCCAGCCCAUCCACCCUACCCACUAAAUCCAUGGUCAUGUGUCACCCCCUUUGCCAGCACACGUAGCCUGCAGGAAAGCUACUCCUGCCAGAUGUGUUGGUGGUAUAGUGGUGUGCAUAGGUGCCUUCUAAGCAUUUGAUCUGGGUUUGAUUCCAAGCCAAUGCCAUGAUGGAUUUUCUCUUCUGUUGUUUCCUCAUCUGGAAGUGGUUUAAUUUCAGUCACAUUGUGUUACAAUCACAUUAUCCAUAGAAUGAGACAUUAAAUGUGCCAAAGUUCAGCAGGUCAUAUGGGAUGGAGGCACACAAGGGGCUCGAAUGCGUCAUCUGAGAAAGACAGAACUCUUGGAAACCUGCAUCUCCCAUCCCCUGGUCUUCUGUGUUAUGAUUCCAGCUGCGUGAGCUCUUUGUAUGAUGUUCCUGCAUGAUGAGGAAAUAAAGUUUUGAGUCAGUUUUU
Messenger RNA from Gopherus flavomarginatus (Mexican gopher tortoise), 4530 nucleotides. RefSeq names its product zinc finger protein 3-like. Lineage: Eukaryota; Metazoa; Chordata; Testudines; Testudinidae. Gene Ontology annotation, biological process: negative regulation of transcription by RNA polymerase II. Gene Ontology annotation, molecular function: DNA-binding transcription repressor activity, RNA polymerase II-specific; RNA polymerase II cis-regulatory region sequence-specific DNA binding. The coding region runs from base 18 to 2003 and encodes 661 amino acids. The record is from RefSeq and is a predicted model, not a curated record. The transcript has 10 exons.